Molecule: messenger RNA, 4634 nt
Organism: Chionomys nivalis (European snow vole)
Lineage: Eukaryota; Metazoa; Chordata; Mammalia; Rodentia; Cricetidae
Gene: Mcph1
Product: microcephalin 1
Exons: 14
Coding region: 190-2622 (810 amino acids)
Biological process (GO): cerebral cortex development; mitotic cell cycle
Source: RefSeq, a predicted model, not a curated record
GAGGGAUCAGGGCUUUGCGGCCGUGUGCCGCGGAGCCUGGAGCCCAAGGAGAGGGAAGGGAGGAGGCCGGAGCCUCUUCCACAAACGCAGGGUGCGGAGCCGCCGAGCCUUUGGGGGGUUCGGGCUGCGCAUGCGCACCUCUCUGCCUUCCUGCCCGGGCGCGCUCGGUCCCACUCUUCUGGUCAGGUCAUGGAGGCCUCGGGAGGCGCUGGGGGCUCCUUCCUGAAAGAUAUCGUGGCCUAUGUUGAAGUAUGGUCUUCCAACGGGACAGAGAAUUACUCAAAGACAUUUACAAAACAGCUUGAGAAUAUGGGGGCAAAGGUUUCAAAAACUUUCAACAAGCAAGUGACCCAUGUCAUUUUCAAAGAUGGAUAUCAAAGCACGUGGGACAAAGCCCAGAAGAUAGGGGCAAAGCUGGUUUCCGUCCUCUGGGUUGAAAAAUGCAGGAUGGUGGGAGCACGUGUCAAUGAAUCUUUGUUCCCUGCAGUGAAUACUAAUGAACAUUUACCAAGCCCAAUGAGAAAAAAACACAAAUGUAUGCAGCCUAAAGAUUUUAUUCCUAAAACACCAGAAAAUAGCAAAAGACUUCAAAAGAAGUUUGAGAAAAUGGCUGAAGAGCUACAAAGGCAGAAGACAACCCUUGAUGAUGGUGUUCCCGUCCUCCAGUUUGAGUCUCGCUCGUUGGUGUACAGCUCCUCAACUCCUGUCAGGAGUCACCAGAGCAUGAUGGAAAAGAGGCUACAAGAGAUGAAGGAGAAAAGGGAAAAUCUUUCCCCUACCUCUUCUCAGAUGUUUGAACAGGCUCAGCAGACUCCAAAUACCUCUCUGUGUGAAGCAUCUUUGAACGUUUCUCGUGAAUCUUUAAGUUCAGAUGAAUCCUUUGCCAGUUGUUCACACACAUCUUUUGAUGAUCUCUGUGGAAACCAGGAAAAGAAACAGAGAAAAUCUGCUAAUGAGUUGGCCAGGAAGGCAUGCUCUUCCUCACCUGUGUUGAAAACAAGCCGUUCUUACGACUCAGCUUUGCCUAACCACCUCAGUCAGCCUAGUCCUCAGAAAGCUACAGACCGUCCUCCAAAGGAGGGCACCAGCUGGCAGAAAGACGCUGCAGGUGAGCAAGUUGACCCGGAGAGAAAGCAAGCUGCAGGUGUGUCUCAGGGGGUGCCUGAUGAGAAGCUCUGUCUGUCCCCUGCACUGUUUGCCGUACAUGGACCCAAGAGUUCCUCAGCAAAGAGAAGAAGGCCAGCGGAUUUGGGGUCACCUCCAAAAGGAACACUCAAAAAGAGGUACAAUGGGAAGUCUGCCCUGACGCCUCAGCUGUUGAAGUCUGACAUUAGCCGGCAGUCCAUGACUGGCCCCUUUCUGGGGACCCCUGAUGUUGGGGCUUCCUCCUACGAGGACUACUUUUCCCCUGAUAAUCUCAAGGAGAGGAAUUCGGGGGCUCUUCCGCCAAAGGCUCUGUUCCACUCCAGAGGACUCUCAAAGUGGGAGCGAAGAAACAUACUGGAAAUGUGUGACUUUACCCACAUUGGUAAAACACCCAGACCCAUGAGCACAACUGACUUAGUUUCAGAAAGUACUUCUAGUCCUGAGAAGCCUGAUGAGAAGGAAGUGAGUACAGUUUCUAGAUGCAUUUUGGGGAGAACGUCUGCUACAGAAAGCCCAGAGUGUGACAGGCAGCCUGGCCUGCAGCUGAGGGAAGCCACAGGGCCACAGGGAAGUACCCAUGCUGACACCCAGAACAGCCCUGCUCAUUGCAUCACGCCCUUGAAAGAAGGCAGUAAGGAAGCAGGAAAACCAAUUGAUGUAAAAUGCUCGCCAAAAGACAGGACCACUCCUCCAACAUCAGCAUCUUCUGAAGGAGAAGCACACACCUUCAGUUUUGGAGAGGAUUGUAAAGUAGGAAAAUCUGUAGAAGAAAAGGAGAACAUAGCCACAGGAUAUAGUCAAAGUGUUGACAGUGAACCGUUGAGGCCUGAAACUUCAGCCAGCUCUGGUUCAGACCUUGUCAGACCUCACAAGAAACCAAAGAAAUGUGGGAAAGGACAAAAGCCAAUGAGAACAUUAGUCAUGACAAGCAUGCCAUCUGAGAAGCAAACACUCAUCAUCCAGGUGGUGAACACACUGAAAGGCUUCUCGUUUACACCUGAGGUCUGUGAGUCUACCACCCACGUGCUGGUGGGGAAGUCUGUCCGUACCCUGAACGUGCUGAUGGGGAUUGCCCGGGGAUGCUGGAUUCUCUCUUACGAAUGGGUGCUGUGGUCUUUAGAAUUGGGUCACUGGAUUUCUGAGGAGCCUUUUGAACUCUCUCAGUCCUUCCCUGCAGCUCCGGUCUGCAGACUUGAGCGCCAGCUGUCUACCCAGCGAUAUCAAGGAACCCUCUUCGCCAAUCAGCCAAAGAUGUUCAUUGCACCAGCCAGCAGCCCCCCAAGAGCCAAGCUGUGUGAACUGGUACUCCUGUGUGGUGGCCACGUCAGCCCAACCCCUCAGCUGGCCAGCCUCAUCAUUGGUCCCUACCGUGGCAAGAAGGAACCAAGGAUCCAGUACCUGUCGGAGAAAUGGGUCUUAGAUUCCAUCACCCAACACAAAGUCUGUGACUUUAACGACUACCAGUUGCUACAAUGAGAGACAUCUAUGGCAGCAGUUCUCAACACUCAAGAAAAACAACCCUGGAGAGAAGGAACCAGCAUACAGCUUAAGGCCUAAUGUCACACAUUACCUUGUGUGCUGCGGUUUUUAUCUUCAGUAUGGGGGGGCGGGUGUUGCUGAAGAUUAAAUCCAGGGCUUGCUAAGCAAGCAUUCUAUUAAGCUACCUCUCCAGCUUUGAUCUUCAAAACUCUUUUAUGUAACUCAUUCGUGACUCAUAUUGUAUUUCAGAGAAGCCUUUAUGGCCACCAGUUGGGUUCUUUACACAAUACUAAUAAUGACCAUGAUGAAGAGGUCACAGAACCUUUGUCUUCAAGAUACUUUACUCCCAAUAAUAGAAUGGAAAUUGAUUUAAAUUCUUUAGUCCUAAAUGAUCAAAUGACCCCCUAACUUUCUUGUCUUGGACUCAGAGGUCUUUAUUUGUGUGCUGUGUCUAGAUAGCAAGGACAACCAGGAAUCACUAAGAUUAUACUUAAGCUUCUGGAUGCUUCUCAGAGCAGCUGAGAAUGAUGGGCCUGAAAGUUUUGUGCCACAACUGUGUCGACCUUCGGAAUAGUUACCCCAAGUUUGCCUACGGAAAGUCAGCUGCUGGGACUGAAUUAUGUCGGGGGUGUCCAGCCCAUGGCCCAGGUGUCAUGUUUGUCCAAGGAUAACUAUGAAUGUGACUAAUACAGAAUUAUAAACUCACUUAAAAGUAUUAUAAGAUUGUGUGUGUGUGUGUGUGAGUGUGUUUGGGUGUGUGUGUGUGUGUGUGUUGAGGGGUAAUUCAAUUGCACAGUUCUUCUGAGUGAACUUCGUAGAUGACCACACUGCAUUGCAAUUUGAAGCUUGCAUACACUAUCCAGUUGAACCCUCUUCUUUGUGCUGCACAGGGUCUUGCUAUACAGCCCAGACUGGCUUGGAGCUUGCAGACCUCCUCUCCAUGUCCCAUAUUUUGGCUUAUUCUCAUGUGACACCACAUUCUCGUGCUGCUCAGGCACCUAACAGAGAUACUGAAUCUCAGUGAACUUGAAGGUGUGACUCGGCCCAUUGCGGUUUUCUGUGUUGGGAUUGGUUGCUCAUGUCAGCUGCUGUUUCCAACUCAGUAAGUCUCUACUUCCAAACUUUUGUCAUUUCAAUGAUAAGCAACUGAAUCAUACAAUAUGUGAUUUUGUGGCAUUGGCCUUUCUUUUCACCAUGUAAUUAAUGCUCUGAUGAUUCAUUCAUGUCAUGUGUGUCAGCAGACAAUUCCUCUUGUUGCCAAACAGUAUUCUGUGGCAUGGCUGUUAGCCGCUUUGUUAUCCAUCCCCUGAAUAAAGUCAAGGAAUGAAGCCCAGUGGGAACGGCCCUCUGAAAUCUACAGCAAUUUGUGGUGUCGUGUGUCUGGGUGAUCCAGCAGUUCAAGCGCCUUGGAAGGAGUAGAUCAAUGAGAACAAGAAAUACCCCAUUUAUCACUGUCUCCCUCUUCUAUACUCUGAAUAAUUCUGUUUUCCAUCACAAAUCCAUAGCUUGAAGUCACCACUCCCAAAUAGUGUUAGGAGGUUUUAGAGAAAUGACCAGGUCAUGGAACCCUAAAAAGAGACCUCAUGGCAAGCUCUUUGCUUCCCCCGCCACAUGAGGAUACACCAAGAAGGCAUUAGGAGUCCCAAAAAUGACUUGUUCAAGCCAUUCCCUAAGUUAUUCGUGUACCAUGAACUUUGGAGUCUCCCAGUUCUGUUGAUCAUUGGGAAAGUGCCAGCACCCAGUCUGUACCACACCCAGGCCCUGAGAGGGACAUAGCAUUGUCCUGAGAAGCAAAGGAAGACAAGGAUGGUCACUGCAAAGAGUUAGGGUGGAAGUCAAAGCAAGACAAAAGGAAAGCAUGUAUAAAUCUGUCAGUAGCCAGAUUUCACAGGUACCUCUACAUGGUGGUAUUCCCUUGUAGGCUACCAGCUUAAGGUCAGCAUCAAGAGCAAGUUGCUGUCCCCUCCCUGUUUGCAUGUGUAAAGCCAUUAAUCUGUUUGUAUGCAAAU